AUUUUUGAUGAGGAAGCAAUGGAAGCAACUGGUUAGGAAUUUUAUGUAGUUCACAGAAUAUUACACCAUGACGUAUAUUUUUGGUUUGAUGUUGUUUGUUGGAAUGGUUUCAUCAUUGGCAAUCGCACAAAUGUCUAGUCCACAACUAACAGUAGACAGCUAUCCGACAUACGAUAUACAGUCCUCAACAGACCUCAAUCCAACGACCGCUUUGGAGACAUCCACACUAUCAGAUGAAAAUGAUGAUCAAGAUUGUAUUUGCACACCUUAUCAUAUGUGCAAAAGCCAUGUACCGGACUAUGAAGGCCACGCACUCAUUAAUAUAAGAAUAAACGUAGCUCCGUGUCAAAGUUAUUUGGAUAUUUGUUGCAAUGAUUCAAAAAUCACUUCAACUCAAAACUCUAGCUCCGAAGAUUAUAGUAAAGAACCUAGUAUUGACCAAAUAGCUAUUACUAAUAACCCAUCUGAUGGUCAAACAGAUAAUUCUACUAUGAAACCGUCAGACUACCAAAAAGAAGAAACUACUAAUGAUCCAUUUGUUGAUCAAAAAGGAGAUUUUACUAAAGAGCCAAAUGUUAGCCAUAAUGAAGAUAACAAUAAAAAUCCACCUGAAAGCGAAAUAAAUAAUUCUACUGAGAAUUCAUCUGACGGCCCAACAGAUAAUUCUACUAAAAAUCAGUCUGACGGCCAUAAAGAAGAAAAUAUUAAAGAACCAUUCAUUGAUCAAAAACAAGAUUUUACUAAAGAGCCAAAUGUUAGUUAUAAUGAAGAUAACAAUAAAAAUCCAUCUGAAAGCCAAACAGAUGAUUCUGCUAAGAAUCCGUCGGAUGACCCAAAAGAAUAUGUUAAAGAACCUUGCGUUUGCCCAACAGAUGGUACUUCUAACCAGCCGUUUGAAAGCCAAACUGAGCAUCUUACUAAAGAUCCGAUCGUAGAUCAUUCAAAUGUAGUGACGGACAAAUCGACUACUCUUGAACAUAUUAUUACGACAGAACCCGACAAAACCUCUAAUAAUCCAACAUCAGUUGACCAACGUCAAUGUGGUACUUGGAAUAAAAAUGGAAUUGGUUUCAAAAUUGGAGAUGCAAUCGAUAAUGAAUCGGAGUUUGGUGAAUUUCCAUCAAUGGUGGCAAUAUUCAAAGAAAAAUUAUCUAAAGACGGAGAAAAAAAACUCGUGUUGCAUUGCGGGGGUUCAUUAAUCGAGAAAGACGUCAUUUUAACAGCCGCUCAUUGCGUGAUAAAGGAAGAUAUCUUGACUUUGGUCGUUCGUGCAGGUGAAUGGGACUUAAAAACAGAAAAAGAAAUACUUCACCAUCAAGAUCGUAGAGUAUCCAAAAUUGUCACUCAUCCCGAUUAUAGCGCCAAUGGAAUUUAUAAUGAUGUGGCCUUAAUUUUUACCGUAGACUCAUUUUCUUUACAAGAAAACAUCCAACCUAUAUGUUUACCUGCCACAAAUGAUAUUUUUAUAAAUGAUAAGUGUUACUCAAGUGGUUGGGGUAAAACUGUUUUUUAUAAUAACUACACAAUUGUUAAGAAAACAGAAUCGGGAAAAACUAGAGAAACUGGCCAAUACGAAGUCAGUAUAUUGAAAAAGGUUGAUCUUCCAAUUGUUCCUCGGACGCUCUGCAUGGACGCUCUUAGGGCCACAAGACUUGGACCAAAAUUCGUAUUGCACGAUAGUUUCAUAUGUGCUGGUGGUCAAGAAGGGAAAGAUACGUGUAAAGGCGAUGGCGGCAGUCCAUUAAUGUGUCCAUACAAAGAUGAGCCAGAUCGUUUAGUUCAAGUUGGUAUCGUGGCUUGGGGUAUCAGUUGCGGUUUGGCAGAUAUACCUGCAGCUUAUGUUAACGUUGCCGGUUUCGUGUAUUGGAUUAAAAAUGAAAUAGAAAAGGGCCAUUAAAAUUUCUGUUUAAAGAUAAUGUGUAUGUAAUUUAAAACCUACAUACAUACUAACGUUUUCAAAUGAAUCUUUAUGGGCAUAUUAAUUUAUUUUAUAUCAAGUCUAUUUAUACGAUUUUAUACGUACAUAACUGCUAUUUUAGUUAUAAUAGCAUUGAUAAGUUCAAAUCAUAGAAACCAUAAUUACCAUUGUAAGUUUGUAACGAUAAUAGUUAUCAUUAUAAUAAUUAUUGCUUGAAAUAUAAUGCAUAUAAACGGCUGCAUCCUAGUCCCAAAUUUCCCAUCAUUUCCCAACAUCCCGUAUUUAAAAUUGCUACACUAGUUGGGUCCUGAAUUAUUUUAGGUACUACACUAGUUGGGUCCCAGAUUUUUAUAGGUACUAUACUAGUUGGGUCCCGGAUUUUUAUAGGUACUACACUAGUUUGAUCCUGAAUUAUUUUUGCUAUAACAUGAGUUCUUGAAUAUUUUUUGGUAAAUACUACACUAUAUUAACAUUUUCCUUCCCAUAUUAACAGACUUAGGACUG
Messenger RNA from Diuraphis noxia (Russian wheat aphid), 2422 nucleotides. RefSeq lists its product as uncharacterized. The record is from RefSeq and is a predicted model, not a curated record. NCBI's taxonomy places the organism in Eukaryota, Metazoa, Arthropoda, Insecta, Hemiptera, Aphididae. Gene Ontology annotation, molecular function: serine-type endopeptidase activity. Gene Ontology annotation, biological process: proteolysis.